Aethalodelphis obliquidens (Pacific white-sided dolphin) is the source of this 3900-nucleotide messenger RNA. It is a transcript of the gene NKAPL, whose product is annotated as NFKB activating protein like. Gene Ontology annotation, biological process: regulation of gene expression. Gene Ontology annotation, cellular component: nucleus. The record is from RefSeq and is a predicted model, not a curated record. Lineage: Eukaryota; Metazoa; Chordata; Mammalia; Artiodactyla; Delphinidae. Gene Ontology annotation, molecular function: chromatin binding.
UUUGUAGUAACUGCCCUUGUGAAAGCGCGGUUUAUGGUGCCAGUGUCCCGGUCGCGCUACCCCGAGGACACCCCAGCCUCUAGGAGACGGCGACGCAGCUCGUCGGGGAGCCUGCCUUCCGCGCAGACCAGACCAUCCCCGUGGGGGAGCCGUUCCCAAUCCCACUCGCACUCCCGCGGCCGCGAGGGCCUCAGGCCUCAGUGGGGUGGGUCGGGCGUCGGCGCUCCUUGUACCUUUAGCCGCUCUGGAUCUCGGGAGCGGCCCACCAGGCUCCGCAACUACGCUUUCUCGUCCUCUUCUGUCUACUAUGGCGGAUACCACUACCAUCACCACCACUAUGCGGGCGACAGGCAGUGGGCGGAAGACUAUGAGAAGGAGAAGGAGGAGAGCUAUCGUCAGGGGAGGCUGAAAGAGAGAGAAAGGACUGGGGAGUUGGGAGCACCUGAGGUGUGGGAGCUGGGAGCACCUGAGGUGUGGGAGCUGUCUCCAGAGUUUCCUGAGCCAGAUUCUGGUGAACACACCCCAGUUGAGGAUGAAGAGGUAAAGACUAAGAAGAACAGCAGUUCACGUUCCCGCUCCGAAGAAAAAAGGAAAAAGGCCAGUAGUUCAAAAAAUAAGAAAAGAAAGAAAAAGUCCAAAGGAAAACAGAGGAAAUAUUCUGAUAAUAGCGACAGUAAUUCAGACUAUGACACUAGCUCUGAUGAUGAUAAAAAGAGAGCAACAAAAACCAAGAAAGAGAAGAAAAAGAAGCACAGAGCUAAAAAGCCCAAGAAAAAGACGAAGAAGACUAAAAAAGAAUCCAGUGUCAAAAGCUGUAAGGAUUCAGAAGGGGAGUUGCCAGAAGAUAUCUGGAUUGAGCAGCAAAAGAUUGCAGAUAACAUGGCUCUAAUAGGUCCAGAGGCACCUAUAAUACACACCUCUCAAGAUGAGGAACCUUUGAACUACGGCCAUGCUCUGCUUCCAGGUGAAGGUGCAGCUAUGGCUGAGUAUGUAAAAGCUGGAAAGCGUAUCCCACGAAGAGGUGAAAUUGGGCUGAGAAGUGAAGAGAUUGCUUCUUUUGAAUGCUUAGGUUAUGUUAUGAGUGGUAGCAGGCAUUGCAGAAUGGAGGCUGUGCGACUGCGUAAAGAGAACCAGAUCUAUAGUGCUGAUGAGAAGAGAGCCCUUGCAUCCUUUAACCAAGAAGAAAGACGGAAGAGAGAUAAGAUUCUAGCUAGUUUCAGAGAGAUGGUGUACCGAAAGACAAAAAGGAAAGAUGACAAAUAACUUUUGUUCUAUAGCUGGACUUUUAAGAAUUUUAUCUGACCAAAAUUAAAAGGCUUUAUGAUGCUGCUGUACCUACUAUAAGUUCCUCAAGAAAAAACUGCUUUUUGAGAUCUCUUUAGCAAUUUAUUUUUUGUUAUUUUUAAUUCUAAAAGUAAAAUGUGCACGUUUUUAAAAAUAUUCAAACACUACAGGAGGAAAGUCAGUAAAAUGUAAGUCUUUUACCCCAGCCCCUGAUCCUUCUCCCCAAAGAAAUCUCUUUUUGGAAUCUUCUAUAUCUGUCCAUAAGUUCUGUGUAUAUACAAGCAUGUAUGUUGCAGGCUAAAAAUUGGAUCUGUUAACCUGAAGGGUUUUUUGUUUUUUUCCCUGUUGCUCCGACUUUUCUCUCUUUGAGGGCUUCAUUGCCUCAUGGAGCCGUUCAUUUACCCCAGGGAGAACCAGAAGAACCCCAGAAAGAACAAAGGAUUCAAUUGAGUGUAUAUUUCUGGUUUCCAUUUAACACUGAGUUAAAAAGUAGAGGUUUAUUGGCUCAUUUUCCUCUUCAGGCUGGUUUCCCUUAAAUAACGAAAAGGCUGCCAAAGUUCCUGAGUUUGGUUAUAUAUUUUCCUGGUCCACCUAUGAAGAGAGAACAUUUUUGUCCUGGCAUUCCAAACAAGAAUACGAGAUGCAGCCUAAUUAGAUUAGCUUAGGUCACAUGCCCUUCCUCACAAAAGGAAUUGUUGCAAGGGAAAUAGAAUGGCCUACUCCUGAAUCUGCAGGUUUUGUCACCCUAAUGGGCUACAUGGGCAAGGAAUGGAUACCUGAGUGAAAAUCAGAGUAAUGUUGGGAAGGGGGGGUAGGCAACCAACAAAUGCCCACUACAGUUUUGAAUGAUUUUUUUUUAAAUAUAGACUAGAGAGUACAGGUGCUGAAAGCCAAAGUUUUCUUGAAGAAAAGCUUGGCUUUGACUUAGAAGCCGAGUACCUGAUUGAAGGGGUGAUAGGAUUUAUCCAUAAAAAUAGACAUAAAAAAGAUAACGAUCCAGAGUGCCUGAGUAUUCCAAAGAGUAGAUUAGGCACCAGCUAGACUAGGAGGAGAAAGAACAAAAUGAGAAUAAAGGAGGAGCUCAUGAAAAGGAGAUCAGAUCAGGUGGGACCAGGUGGGCAAGAGAGUUAGCAUUGAGAGACUGGCUAGCACCAAUGCUGGAAAAGACUUUUAGGGUGAGCUCCACUCAUGUUCUGUGGUAAGGCUUUUGUUGUCAUCCAGUGACAUCUUCCUGAACUCUGAGACUUCAGCGCUAACCAAGCUAAUUUGGAUAAGCCCCUUUUCAAGGCUCCAGACCCUGGUAACCCCACAGAGCUGAAGGAGAAGGAGUGCAGUUCUAGAAUCUGGCAGGGCAGAGUGAUGUAGAAGGGCACUUUUACCCCAGUAUGUGACUUGAUUGACACUGGACCACACUAGCUUGAGAUUUUCCCCAAAGAGAGUUGGGUGAAAGCCGCCUUGUUACAUAUGUAUAUUUCCAUUUUUAGAAACAAACCGUACCACACUAUACAGAUGGAUCUAUACCUUGCUUUUUUCACUAAAUAUAUAUUGGAGAUAUUUUAUAUCAAUGCAUGUAAAUCUAUCUCUUUUUAAUGACUUUAUAAUAUUCUAUUGUAUGGAAGAACCAUGUUUUAUCCAAUGUUUAAGAUGUUUUCUGUAUUUUGGUAUUAUACAAUACUUGCAGUGAAAAUCUUUGUGGAUGUAUGAGAGUAUUAUCUGUAUCAUACUCAUCUAGAAAUAGAAUUAAUUAUUGGGUCAAAAGUCCUUUGGGUCAUCUAAAAAUGGCCAUCUAGAAGUGGAAUUAUUGAAUCAAAGGGAAGAUAUUUAUAAGUGCUUUCUAUGUGCUAGGCACUAUAGCAGAUAUUAGGGAUAGACCAAACAGCAAGUUAGGCUUGAUCCCUGCCAUCAAAGAAUUUUACAUGCUACUGGGAUACUUGUAACUCAUGGCUGUAAUGCAACAGUGCCUCUGAUCAUAUAGAAAAGGAAGCUUUUAUUUUAAAUAUCCUAUGAAUGGACCUGAUGGAAACAUAUAGACGACAGUUUUGUUUACAAAAAUGAGGAUAAUCCUGGAAAAUGAAAAUCUCAAGUUCGAAAAUUGAUUCGUAUUAUUAGUGAAAUGUAGCUCUGUCCUGGUAAAAAUUGCAUUUUGAUUUGUUCUCACCUUUUCUACCUCUACCCCUUCCAAAAGAUACAAACAGACUACAUAAAAAUGCACACCUUGAAUUUUUGUUGAAAAACUCUUGUUUGUCAAGCUACAUUAAGUGUAUUUAUUUUCAUGGGAUAAACAACGCAAUGCCAAUAAUCUCAGCCUUGAUAAUAUGAGUGACAUUUAAGAAGCCAGCCAUGGUAGGGAGUUUGAAAGCGGGUAAAUGAAUUAGAAUACAUUUACUCCCUUUUAAAAUUAAAAUUUGUUUACUCCUUGCGUAAUUUUUUGGGGGGAAAGCACUAAUUUAUAAAUUUGAAAAAUCAGUUGUAUGUUUUCCCUUCAGGACAGAAUAUUAACUUCUAAUUAGUAAAAUAUUUGCAUUGACUAGAUUUGUUAGCCUAAGGAAAAGUUUGUUUUUUGUGUGUGGUACGCGGGCCUCUCACUGUUGUGGCCUCUCCCGUUGCGCAGCACAG